UCCGCAUCAUGCGUCGGCUUCGCUGCGAAUCAGCUCAGCGGUCAGAAGCUCCCGUCGCUCGCGUCGAACGCGUCGCCCAAGCAGCUGCGACGGCCGACGACGGUGAUUGAGGCAACGGCAGCACCGGCCGCCGUCGCAAAGAAGGCUUCUGCGAAGAAGGGCGACGUCGCACGAGUCGGAGUGCUCGGAGCAAGCGGAUACACUGGCGCUGAGAUCGUUCGUCUGCUGGCCGUGCAUCCGUCGCUGCAAGUCACUCUCAUGACGGCGGAUCGCAAGGCCGGGCUGCCGCUCUCCUCCGUCUUCCCUCACCUCAUCUCCCAGGUGGAUCUCCCCAACAUGGUCGCCGUGAAAGAUGCGGAUUUCUCCCAGGUGGACGCUGUCUUUUGCUGCCUGCCCCACGGCACCACUCAGGAAAUCAUUGCAGCGCUGCCCGAGCACCUGAAGAUUGUGGAUCUGUCUGCUGAUUUCAGGCUGAGGGACGUGAACGAGUAUGCACAGUGGUAUGGCGGCGAGCACAGGGCGCCCAAGCUGCAGGAAGAGGCAGUGUACGGGUUGACUGAGAUCUACAGAGACGCAGUCAAGGCUGCUCGCCUGGUGGCCAAUCCCGGAUGCUAUCCCACGUCCGUCCAACUCCCGCUCAUCCCGCUGCUUCAGUCCAAGCUCAUCCUGCCAGACGGAAUCAUCAUUGAUGCCAAGUCGGGAGUGAGUGGAGCAGGGCGCGGAGCCAAGGAGGCGAACCUGUACACAGAGGUGGCAGAGGGCAUUCACCCCUACGGAGUGACCAACCACAGGCAUGUGCCGGAGAUUGAGCAGGGUCUGAAAGAGUUUGCUGGGGGAGCGGAUGUGACUGUCAGCUUCACUCCCCACCUCAUGCCCAUGGCACGUGGCAUGCUGUCAACCAUCUACGUCCAGAUGGCACCUGGGACAACAGUGGACGACCUGAGAGAACACCUGAUCAGCAGAUACCAGGAUGAGGAGUUUGUGGUGGUGUUGCCCAAGGGGAUUGUGCCGCACACACGCCAUGUGAGGGGGUCCAACUACUGCCUGGUCAAUGUCUUCCCGGACCGCAUUCCCGGCCGUGCAAUCAUCACCUCCGUGAUUGACAAUCUGGUGAAGGGUGCAUCCGGCCAGGCUCUUCAGAAUCUCAACAUUAUGCUUGGAUUGCCAGAGACUGAGGCGUCCGAGCGUCUCCCCGUGUGGGACUCGGGCCUGCUUGAUGACGUGGAGGAGCAGCUGACGCGGCGAGCGCUCGCGCAGCUGGAUAAGGAUGAUGAGCUGGCAGCCGUCGGGAGGACGCAUGUCGUGGCGUUCCUGUUCAUCGUGCGAGGCGCGCUGCCGCUCGCGCCUGUUUGGGAGAGAUUCUUUAAAGGCCACCAGGGGCACUACUCGGUGCACGUGCAUGUGUCAACUCCCAACUUCCGUCCCCCUCCCCCCCACCCCUGCAACCCCGCAGGGCCACCAGGGGUGGGCCACCAGGGGCGGUACUCGGUGCACGUGCAUGUGUCAACCCCGAACUUCACUCUCGACGACUUAUCAGGCACAUCAGAAGACGCUCUUUCCCUCUUCCCCUCCUCCUCCACCCCCUCCCUACAAGGUGAUCAGGGGUGGUACUCGGGCCACCAGGGCCGCUACUCCGUGCACGUGCAUGUGUCGACGCCCAACUUCACUCUGGAUGACGUGGUGGACUCGCCCAGCUUCUACUCCCAAACUACACCCUCUUCCUCCCACUUCCACUCCUUCAUCUCCCCCCCCACAGGGCCACCAGGGGCGCUACUCGGCGCCUCUCACAUGACGCCCAACUUCACUCUGGACGAUGUGGUGGACUCCCCCAGCUUCAAGGGCACUCAGGUGCCGGGAGUGCAGACGAAUUCUGAGACGCCUCAAAGAGGCUUUAAGGGAAGUCAGGUGCCGGGAGUGCGGGUGAGCAUGCCCAUGCCCGUACCCAUGCCCAUUCCCAUGCCCAUGCACGUACUCAUGCCCAUACCCAUGCCCAUGCCCGUACCCAUGCCCGUUCCCAUGCCCAUGCCCGUACCAAUGCCCAUUCCCAUGCCCAUGCACGUACUCAUGCCCAUACCCAUGCCCAUGCCCAUGCCCGUACCCAUGCGCAUGCCCAUGCCAUGCCCGUACCCAUGCGCAUGCCCAUUCCCCAUCCAGAUCUCAUGGGGCGGGCCGAAUUUGAUUCGAGCAGAGAAACGGCUCCUGGCUGCCGCCCUCGAGGAUCCGGGGAACCAGAGAUUCGUGCUCGUGUCGGACAAGUGUCUCCCCAUCUUCAACUUCAACUACGUGUGGGACUACCUGUUCGCCACCAACGUCAGCUUCAUCACCAGAAGCUCAUUUCCCCCAAACCCCCUUCCGAGAAACAUCCUCUUUGCCCUCUUAUCCAACUUCCUCCUUGCCCACUCCCCUCUUUUCACGUUCCGCAGCUAUGAGAGCGGGUGGCGGUGGGUGUUCACCAUGGCUCCAACGAUCAAGCGGCACCAGUUCAGAAAGGGGUCGCAGGUGAGCAGAGCAGACUGUUAUGGGGAUGUUGAAGUGCAAGUGUGUAAGGAGUGA
This is a messenger RNA of Closterium sp. Naga37s-1, 2553 nucleotides long. NCBI's taxonomy places the organism in Eukaryota, Viridiplantae, Streptophyta, Zygnematophyceae, Desmidiales, Closteriaceae. The record is from the annotation of a GenBank genome assembly.